Molecule: messenger RNA, 2643 nt
Organism: Biomphalaria glabrata
Lineage: Eukaryota; Metazoa; Mollusca; Gastropoda; Planorbidae
Exons: 11
Coding region: 583-2460 (625 amino acids)
Source: RefSeq, a predicted model, not a curated record
CUUGAUACGGUUUCGGAUCGCUCGAUAAGUAGACUGAAUUUUCUGUAUACAGUGGAAUUCAAUAUUUGCUAUAACGUGUUUAAUAAAUAGUAGCCUUUUUAUAAGGCGUUUAAGCUUAGAACAUUUACAAUGUGAUAUUUAAUAUGAGAUUUCGUGUAAGGACAUUUGUUUGGAGAAGCAGAUAUUGAGGAACAUUCAUUUAUGACGACUGCGUCUUCAGAGGUUCUUUUGGCAAUGAAUUGCAGCCUCUUGUGUUGUGUAUACGAUUUUGUUGUAACCACAAGAUUACUGAAAUAAAAAAAAAAAAAGCAGCAACUUUACAGUCAAAAGUUAUAAUUUACCUUUCAGUAUUCAAUAUGUUGGACAUAAGUAGAUUCCAAUGCUAAGCCCAGCAAUCUCCUGUAAGAAGAGUCAACCAAGGUGUAUACCUAUGUCCAUAAAAAUGGAUUCUCACUUUAUACGACAGUACUCACCAACCGCUGGAUAAUUAUAACUUUUUGUAGCUUUCUUGAGACAAUGACACGAUAUUAAAUACUAGUGAUUAACAGCUUGAAGGAUCCACUUGGAUAUUUCUUGGAUACAAUGCCCUACAUUGAUUUGUCUUACGAAGGAAGGCAUCAGGCUGAGAGAUGCCAACUGGACAAUGGGAAGUUACCUCAUGGGGGUUACAGAGGUAGCAGACGUCAUCCCCUGAUGUAUUUGUCAUUUGACAAAGGGAGAGAAUUUCAAGAGAUCAUAGAUCAGGAAGUGGCACGAGUGUUAGACGACGAGGAUUUCAAUCGGUAUGGGUGCACUCCAUCUUGGUCAAUCCUACUCCACAAAAGUCCAUCUUACACAGACGAGUCCGUUCUGAUGAGGAAUGACCUCCUGGCCGCCAAUAAGAUGGAACAGUCCACCAGUUACGACCUGUUUGACCCCCUGGUGGCGGAGAGUAGCAAGCCCAGACGUGCUGUCCACUACAAUGGACUCAAGUACUACAGACCUAACCGAACACACCAGUAUUUGACCACAACAGAGCUCCGAGACUUCGCCGAAGGAGACGUGAAUAUCAAAUAUGGCCGCCCAACACGGACAACGUUAUUGCGAGCCAGACAAAGGUCAAACUCAGCACCUCAAGAAAGGAGAGACUUUCUUCACCAUCUGGAAGAGAUACGCCAGAGCGCAGUCAUCAACAGCAAUCCUCCGUACUUGGAUCUCCAAGAAGUCAGGGAGGGAGAAUCUCUCCAUUCGUACUUGACAGGAGCACGCUACAACAGGAUGCAUUGUUUGGAUGCCAAGAGUGUUGCCAACAGUGGUGUUUACAUGCCAAGAGUCAAUCCAGGCUUGGGUUGCUUUUUCUCAGGUCCCAAAGGUUUAUGGUACUUAGAGACCCUAAAGCAGGAUCAGGAACCAGGUUCCCAGGAGGACCAUGUUCCUGUACCGCCACCUGUGUCGCCCAGACUUCAGGAGGAAACAUCCCACAGCGCUCCUGGCCGAGAUAGAUCUUUAAAAAUUCCUCCCAUAGUUGGCAUCCAACCUGCUGAUGAAAACAAGAAGGAGACCAGCCCCAAUCCAACUGAUGAGUUGAAAAAACCAAAGAAACAAGACCUGGGCAAAUCAAAGCAUAAACACAAGAAUCUAGACCUCAAUGUCACUGGUAAACAACUGUCUAUCAGUGGCAUCAAGUUACCGUCCAUCUUCAGUCCGAACAAAAUCACGAGCAACGACGAGCUCACUUACAAGUUGAGCCAAUCCAAAUCUAUCAAAGUUGUGGCGCUGGACAAUGGCGAGAACAAAAUUGAGGUAGAAAUGAACCAGGUUCUAGCUCCAGUUUUAGACAGCCCGACUGUCAGUGAUCUCAAAGGAGAAGCGGGCAGGAAAUCGCCUAGUCAAGAAUCAGCCGCCCUUCCAGAGCAAGUCUCGGAUUCUAUCGUUGAAAGGCGUAAGCACGAGACGAGUCCGAUACCGGAAGAGUACAUUGUUCAGGAGAGCAAUGUGAACAGCUCGAGUGAUGGCGUCAUUGUUACCAAUAGUGAAACUAACUUGGAUGUAUCGGAGAAAACAGAAGUCAAUCUUGAGGAACUGUUAGCCAAAGUCGAAAAUAAUGAAGAGAUGUCGAAAGAAAUUUGGCCAGAGGAGACGGGCGGAGAGCCAAUUGAUGCUGUCUUGAGCGAAAAUACCAAAGACAGCGAUGCAGACAUUUCUGACCAUCCCUUGGCGCGCCAUGAAGACACAGAAGAAACACGAGGUGAUAUUGAAGGUCAAGCAGACUUUGACCAGGACACGCUGGAUGCAGCAGAUGAUGUUGUACAGGAGGACGAGCUUGACGAGGACGAUGAAACUUUAAAGGGAAAGGACGCUCAAGCUGUUUCGAAUGGAGGCGUCGCCUUUUUCUUAACCGAACACGAAGGAGAGUCUAAAGUAACAACUGAAGGACAUAAAGAAGAAGACGUCCUAUCUGACGAUGAUGGAAUCAACUAAAUAACUACAUCGUAAAACAAAUCCCACUACAGCAUCUCUGUCUUUAUCAUUAAAGACUUAAACUUACGUUGAGUAUGUUACAAGUAUGCGAUGUAAGUCAUUUAAUAUCAUGUAACAUACUACCAUGUAUAUAUAUUUUAUAUGAACUAGAUAUUUUGACAAUAAAAUUUUUAAAAACAUUUA